Messenger RNA from Seminavis robusta, 1223 nucleotides. The record is from the annotation of a GenBank genome assembly. Lineage: Eukaryota; Bacillariophyta; Bacillariophyceae; Naviculales; Naviculaceae.
CAGACGCUCGUUGGCAUCAAAUCUUUGCCUGUUCUUCGUGAUUCUUCAUUGUUCUCGAAAAUAUCUGUACCGAACCGGUAGUGUCAUAGUGGAUCGGUCCAAACAUCCAUCCCAACAGCACCGCAUUGGUCGGCCAUGAGAUUGGAGGCUGCUAUUCUGACCACUUUCGCGUCUCUCCUUGUUUCUCAAAAGCCCACUUAUCUAUUGCUAGAGAAUCAAAGCAUGACAAAGCGAACGGCAGCCUUGGCGGCAGCUGCCAAACUCUCCUCUUCUGUGAGAGCUUCGAAAGUGGCCAAGAAAUCUCCACCCCCAGCAGCCAAAAAGAAAUCUUCUUCUGUCAAGGCCCAGAAACCUGCGAAAGCAGCAGCAAGUACCAGUGUGGAUUCUGAAAAGCCGUGGUACACAAUCUUUACCAAAUCGGAUCCAGAGUAUGAUGAGUACAUGUCAAGAGAAUGGGGCUUUGAGAAGCGCGGCGACGAUGCCUUGUUUGAAAAGAUUUGUUUGGAAGGUGCUCAAUCUGGUUUGAGUUGGUUGACCAUCUUGCGCAAACGCGAAGCCUAUCGAAGUACUUUCCAUAAUUUUGAUAUUGGCAAGGUUGCUGUCAUGACGGCCAAGGAUGUGCAACGUAUUUUGGAUACCAACGAAGAGGACCCAACGAACAUGGUUGUUCGACACCGAGGGAAAAUUGAAGCAACCAUCAAUAAUGCCAAGUGCAUUCAAACCAUGUAUGAAGAAGAAGAAGAAGAAGGCAAAGAAGAUUCAAAGCAUGGUAUCUUUGACUCGUUUCUAUGGUCCUUCGUCAACGACAAACCGAUCCUAAAUACACAUUGGAAACACGGAGAAGGCCUCACCACGGCGUUGACAAAGACUCCCGAAAGUGAAGCCAUGAGCAAGGCUUUGAAGAAGAAAGGCUUUCGUUUUGUUGGUCCAACUACUUGUUAUGCCAUGAUGCAAAGCGUGGGAAUGGUGAUUGAUCAUCCCGCAGGAAGUCCUGAAUGGCAUGCUGCGGUGGAGAGAUUAGGGAAACGACCAGGAGGGUAUCAGAAAGACACGGAUGUGGUACGAGACCCUGCAGCAGACACAAAACCGCAAAAGGCAGCCGCCAAAAGGUCAAAAAAGCCCAACAAAAAGUAGCCAGAAUAAGCAUUAUUCUUGAACUAGACUAAGCAAUUCAUGGGAAAAUGGGGAUCUAUAGUAGUACAAUUCAUUGAAAUUCCUUCCUG